Molecule: messenger RNA, 2951 nt
Organism: Salvelinus fontinalis (brook trout)
Lineage: Eukaryota; Metazoa; Chordata; Actinopteri; Salmoniformes; Salmonidae
Product: ephrin-A1-like
Exons: 5
Coding region: 195-896 (233 amino acids)
Biological process (GO): ephrin receptor signaling pathway; axon guidance
Cellular component (GO): plasma membrane
Molecular function (GO): ephrin receptor binding
Source: RefSeq, a predicted model, not a curated record
GCGCCUCGGUCUUAACCAUACAAACCGCCGUUAAACUCCAUAGAAGGAGGUCUCAAUCAUACAGAAAAGCAACAGCUAUAGACCAGCACCCCUAUCAUACAUUUAUUUUGACAGUGUGCACAUCCUGCACAGACUUAUUCUGCAAUAACUGACCGUAUCUGUUGGUGUUUGGUUUUGGUCCUAAAUCAGCAGCUAUGGAUUUGGUGUGGCUGGUGUGUUUGGCUGUGAGCUUCGGAACCGGGUUCGCUUCUGCAGAGAGACACAGCGUCUUCUGGAAUAGCACAAACCCAAAUUUCCUAUGGGAUGAGUACACAGUGGAGGUGAAAAUCAACGACUACCUGGACAUCAUCUGUCCUCACUACACGCGCGGGGAGCUGCCGUCCCAGGAGGCUGAGCGGUACGUGCUGUACAUGGUGGAGAAGGAGGACUAUGAUGUGUGUAAGCCCCACUCCUUCGACCAGCUGCGUUGGGAAUGUUCCCGACCCUUCGCUGCCCACGCCCCCGAGAGGUUCUCCGAGAAGUUCCAGCGCUUCACCCCCUUCACCCUGGGCAAGGAGUUCAGACAUGGAGAGAGCUACUACUAUAUCUCCAAGCCGCUGCAUCAUCACGGCCAGGAGUGUCUGAGGCUGAAGGUGGAUGUGGUUGGACCUCAUGGUUCUGGGAAGGCCAAGGCUGACAAAGUCAAGGAUGGAGUGAUGGAGAAAGCGAUGGAUGGAGGAAAGGGAAAGAUAGGAGCAGGAGGAGUGCACAACCCCUCCAACAGGCUUCCAGCCGAUGACCCUACUGUGUUGGAGCCUAAGGUCCAGAAGAGUGUGGGUAGUUCAGGUGUUCAGCUGUUCUCCCUGUCGGUCUUCUUCACCCUGUUCCCUGUCCUACUAUCCCUGUUACUAUAUUGAGACUGAGUUACAGAACUAGCUACAACAGAGACACUGUCAACCCAAUGCUGGACAUUGGCACAGAGAAGAUUUUUAUAGAUAUUUUUAUAUUUGCAACUGGACUGAGCUGUUGCUGUGUGUGUUUGUGUGUGUGUGAUUGUAACGUGGAUCGUUCCAGAGACGAUGAUCUUCAAGAGUAUUUUCUGAAGGAUAUUUUUCUACAUGUUUUUGUAAAUGAAAGAGGAUGGAUGCCUUUUCACUCCAUUUGAUCUGUAUGGAGACCUGGAAACCCCACUGACUCUGGAACAGAUCUAACUGGAAAUGUGAUGUACUAAUCAUUAUUAGAAAACUGACAAAGGGAUAACUGUUUUCAUGAUUACCCUGAAUUGAUUUGUAACAGUGAUUAUACACGGAGUGUAAAACACAUGAUCAAUACCUUCCUAAUAUUGAGCUGCACCCCCUUUUGCCCUCAGAACAGCCUCAAUUCGUCAGGGCAUGGACUCUACAAGGUGUCGAAAGCGUUCCACAGGGAUGCUGGCCCAUGUUGACUCCAAUGCUUCCCACAGUUGUGUCAAGUUGGCUGGAUGUCCUUUGGGUGGUGAAAGAUUCUUGAUAUACACACAGGAAACUGUUGAGCGUGAAAAACCCAGCAGUGUUACUGUUCUUGACACACUCAAACCGGUGUGCCUUUUACCUACUACCAUACCCCGUUCAAAGCCACUUCAAUCUUUUGUCUUGCCCAUUCACACUCUGACUGGCACACAUACAAAAUCCAUGUCUCAAUUAUCUCAAGGCUUAAAAUCCUUAUUUAACCUGUCUCCUCCCCUUCAUCUACACUGACUGAAGUGGAAUUAACAGGUGACAUCAUAGCUUUCACCUGGUCAGUCUGACAUGGAAAGAGCACGUGCUCCUAAUGUUUUGUACACUCAGUGUAUAAUGCGGGUACAUAUUCUUUGUUCAAUCUGAAAUAGUUUGAGCCAAAGCCUACAGUAGUCCUCUGAAACGGCCUCAUGUUUCCUCUACAUGUAGAAACUAUUGAUGUGUAUAUAUGUAUGUGUAUUAACUGACCUUCCUCUAAGCACGGUUUAUGUCUUGUUUAGUGUAGUAGAUACUCAGGUCAAUGGGGACGUUUCUUCUUGACAUGUCACUAAAAUCAAACUAAAGUGUAUUUGUCACGUCCACAGGAUACAGCAGGUGUGAACAGUACAGUAAAAUGCUUACUUGAAAGCUCUUCCUCAACAAUUAUAAUUCACUGUACAAAACCCAAUGAUGUGACAGAUGCAUACUCUAAAGCACAGAUUAGCACACACUAGAAAAAAACACACAUUCUAUGUUGUAGAUAUACACAGAUACCUACAUAACCAGAUCCUCUGUCAUUGAGAUGGUACAACAGCUUCUAGUGAACAAAUUGGGAUUGUUUUAGUCAUUGCUGGUUUGCUUUUGUACGUCUUUAUGGUUUAGUGUUGAACAGAUGAGUGUAUAGGAACGAGAUGGAGGGAAUAGGAGUUGAGGGAAGGAGGAGAGCAAAGCGGUAAUGACAGGAUUCUGAGAGGGUGUUGUGAUGGCUGGGAGCUGUGCUUCCUUUACUGAUGGGCAUUCAUUGCAUACUGAUAUACUGUAAACAACAUAACCGGUACACUGGAUAUUAUGGAGUGUGUAUAGCACUGUAGGUUGGUGGCACCCUAAUUGGGGAGAACUGACUCGUGGUAAUGAGUGGAAUCGGUGGAAUGGUAUCUCAUACAUAAACACGUGGUUUCCAGGUGUUUGAUGCCAUUCCAUUCGCUCCGUUCUGGACAUUAUUAUGAGCCGUCGUCCCCUCAGCAGCAUCCUGUGGUUUACAGGUGUUUGAUGCCAUUCCAUUCGCUCCGUUCUGGACAUUAUUAUGAGCCGUCGUCCCCUCAGCAGCAUCCUGUGGUUUACAGGUGUAAUGCAAAGGAAAUCCCUACAUACAGACACUAUUAUAACUUGUUUUUGUAAAUGUUUGUAUGGAAAAUUUGUACAUAGAAAAAUAUGUAAAUAACAGCAUUUGUUUAAAAUGUGAACUUUAAUGUAAUUAAAAAACAGUGAUAUAAUAAA